Molecule: messenger RNA, 4165 nt
Organism: Myripristis murdjan (pinecone soldierfish)
Lineage: Eukaryota; Metazoa; Chordata; Actinopteri; Holocentriformes; Holocentridae
Product: equilibrative nucleoside transporter 1-like
Exons: 13
Coding region: 169-1509 (446 amino acids)
Biological process (GO): uridine transmembrane transport
Cellular component (GO): plasma membrane
Molecular function (GO): nucleoside transmembrane transporter activity
Source: RefSeq, a predicted model, not a curated record
GCGUCUACGUUACGGGGUUACGUAGGCGGUGAGGUUCCAUGUGUGCAUGUGAAGUUGGUUCUGAGGGCAGACGGGAUCAGACUACAGCUCUCCACUCUCACGGACUGCACGACCUGCUGCCGGCCAAGUUAAACCCUGACUUAAGAGGUGCCUCAAACUAGCAGGACCAUGACGGCCAUCAAUGCACCCCGCGACAGAUACAAUGCAGUAUGGAUCAUUUUCUUCAUCCUGGGCCUGGGAACCCUCUUGCCAUGGAAUUUCUUCAUGACAGCGACGAUUUACUUCACUAGCAGGCUGAGGGACGCGCCCAUUGAGGCGACCAACAAUCACACAGUUAAUGGGACCUUGGAUGGUGGGGACAUCCGCAAUGUUCUGGAGUCGAAGUUCAACAACGUGAUGACGCUGUGCGCCAUGGUGCCUCUGCUCAUUUUCACCUGCCUCAACUCCUUCAUACACCAGAGGAUUCCUCAGAAGCUGCGGAUCUCAGGUAGCCUGACGGUCAUCCUGGUGGUUUUCCUGCUGACAGCAGUGCUGGUCAAGGUGGAUAUGGCCCCCCUGCCCUUCUUCUGUGUGACAAUGAUCAAAAUCAUCUGCAUCAACUCUUUUGGUGCAGUUUUCCAGGGCAGUCUGUUUGGGCUGGCAGGGAUGCUGCCUGCCUCCUACACCACUCCCAUCAUGAGUGGACAGGGGCUUGCUGGCACCUUUGCUGCUUUCUCCAUGAUCUGUGCUCUGGCCACUGGAUCAGCCCUGCAGGACAGUGCCUUUGGUUACUUCAUAACAGCCUGUGUUGUUAUUCUGCUGGCCAUUAUGUCGUACCUCACUCUGCCCAAGAUGAAAUUUUUCCAGUUCUACAUGGAGAGUAAUGGGUCCAGAACGUCCAGCGAUGAGGAGAACAAGAUGGACUUACUUAAAAAAGAAAGCGCAGCAGAGAAGCGGCCGGUGGUGAGUCUGACAGAAGAUGAGGUCAGCCCCGUCUCGUCUGUGUUUAGCAUCUUUAAACAGAUCUGGGUGAUGGCCCUGUCAGUGUGCUUCAUCUUCACCGUCACCAUCGGUACAUUCCCGGCCGUAACAGUCGAAGUCAAGUCAACGAUAGCAAACGGAGGCGUCUGGGAGAUCUACUUCAUCCCCGUGUCGUGUUUCCUCCUCUUCAACGUGAUGGACUGGGCUGGCAGGAGUCUGACGGCCGUCUGUAUGUGGCCGGGGAAAGACAGUAUGUGGCUGCCUGCCCUGGUCAUUCUGCGCAUCGUCUUCAUCCCUCUCUUCAUGUUGUGUAAUGUCCAGCCACGUCACUACCUUCCUGUGCUGUUUAACCACGACGCCUGGUACAUCAUCUUCAUGAUCCUCUUCUCCUUCUCCAACGGGUACCUGGCCAGCCUCUGCAUGUGCUUCGGACCCAAGAAGGUGGUGCAGCACAAUGCGGAGACGGCGGGAGCCAUCAUGGCCUUCUUCCUGUCCCUCGGCCUGGCGCUGGGUGCGGCGUUAUCAUUUGCCUUCCGGGCCAUGAUCUAAAAACUCCCUUAGAUCCACCAUCUAGACUAGAAACUAGAGAUCCCACCCACCAAACGUGACCUUUAAAGCUAACUUGACUUUUGGUAGAGUGUUGGGUUGUCUAGUUCCCUGGAUGUGAUACGAGUCCACAUGGUGGUGAAAUAUCCUCAUUAGUUGCUCUGUGCUCCUUUUGGGCUGCUAAUCCACAGUACCGUGUUUCCCUCUCUCCAUUCACUUCCAUAGUACCCAUUUUUUCAUGCAAUUACAACAGGCAGAUCUAUUUCAGUUCCAAUUCAAAUAGAAAAAUAACAAGAAAAGAUCCAUCCAAAGAUCCUCAGAAAAACCUGCACCAGUAUUUGUUGUUUUAUAUUGGCAGUAACUGCUUUGUUCGCAUUUGUUUACAUGCUCAAAGAGUUCUUUUGGGAGCUGUUUUUCCAUUAAAGUGAAUGGACAGAGACAGAUACAGUAUUGUGGAUCAGCACGGAGCAGCUGAAGGGAAUGUUUUGUCACCAUAUGGACUUGUAACACCCAGUGAACUAUACCAAAGUUUAAUUUAGCUUUAUUAAAGGAAAGCCCUGAACAAAUGGACGAGCAGAGGUCAUUUCCCCAGCAGCCUCCGAGUAAAAGUGGAGAACAAGAGCGAACUCACUGAUGGUUUUGUUGCUGUAAAUCGAGACCAGAGAAGCCAAGCGUAGUGUUCCAGAAAUGUGCAGCACAGACUGUUCUCACUCGGCCAUCCUGGCACCGGUAUAAGCUGAAAAAUGUUGAUAAAUGUUUCUGUUCAGAAAGCAGGAGAGCACAUGAACGCGUGCUCGCCUCCAUUUUAGGACAGCUGCUAAAUUGUUGUUUUCCCUGUUGAUGCCACUUACUGAUGUAUGUUCAAAACAGUUAUUCUUCUGAGAUAAGUUGACGAAAAAACACUCAAAUAAGUGAAUCAAAACCAAAGUAGGUAUGAACUCAAAUUAGAGUCCUUAGUAUUUUAAGCUUGUAGAAAACUGUCCAGGCAUUAUGAGCAAUUGCUAUUGAUAAUUCUAUAUACUGAAUGCAAAAAGGUACAAAUAACCCCACAAGGUACAAACCCCAUGAAAACUAGUUGUAGUUGUACAUAAUCUGAGCAAGUGGGAGAUAAUUGCAUGUGGAAAAAUUGAAUGUAGUCUAGAUUUUUUCACACUGGUAUUUUGUUUGAUCAUAUCUUUUGUACACAUUCACACUUACAUGUCCUGAAGCAAAUUUAUUACACAAUCACAAGUGCAGUGCUUAAAACACUACUGAACAUUUUUCCAUGAGCUUUAAAAAUACUUGGAGCUCUAAUCUGACUUCAGAAUAGGUUUUAAAACAGUCUGUACGUGGUAUGCACUCGUAAUUGUGGAAUAGCAUUUGUUAUGUAGAAUAGACUGUAGAUAGAUCUGUAGAGAGAUUGUGUGUGUGUGUGUGUGUGUGUGUGUUUGAUGUUUCCUAAAUGCCAUCAGACCAUCUGAACCAUGUCAUCCUCACGGGGCGAGGUCAGUCCAGGCCACCUAUGCAUACUGGAUAGUUUCCUGGAGCCAAAUUCAUUUCAAAACAGUUCUUAACACAGUUCUAUUGUUACUCACAUUAUGAGUUGUUGUUUUUUUAAUCACAUUCUUUAUGUUGAAUGGGGCUAUGGGGCUCAUGGAUUCAGAUUUGGGAUUUCCUGGGCUGGUCCACAAAAACUUUAAUUUUACUUUGUAUGAAACGACAGCAAUAUUAUGACCUUGACCUGCUGCACUUGUUCAGUGCAAUCGAACCAAAUAUGGAAAGUAAAAAUGGAAAAAUUAACUUUUUUAGAUAUGUCUGCUGUGCUCUGUCUCUUGUAUUCCUCCUUGUCACGUUCCAUCUUAACCUCGACUCGGUUCUCCUCUGUUCCCGAACGUCCCUGCACCGGAUAAACGAUUUAUCAAAGAAUGUAAGGAGGGCUGAAUCAAAGCGAUGGGGCUUCCAGCUCAAGCAGUGCCAGCUGUGUUGUCUUGGUGAGUGUUGUUGUUUGCUGUUCACUAUUUUUAGACGUUUUACCUGCCUGGGUGGAUGCCAAGUGUCCUGGUGCUUUUCACUUGCUUCAAACAACUUCAGAGUUAAGGUCACAUUUUCUGUCUAGAGAAUUGUACUGCAGCUCACGUGUGAAGUCUCUUCAUGUUGUAGUGUCUUCCUGCAAGAGAUUCUGUAUCAGUAUGUAUUAUUUCAACAAAUAAGAAAAAUGUAUGCAGCUAUUAAUGACAAAGUGUGCCAUUGAUUUAACUGAGCAGACGAGAGGAUUUAAAGGUGUCAAAAUCUCCCUUUCGUUUGAACUCUUGAAUCUGUGCCGUUUCUCAUCUCUUUUUUUGUAUGAGAGGUAGUUUUUAAGUUGUUUUAUCUGGUUUGGUGCAAGAGCUGCCAUUCAUCACUUGGCUUUCGGUUGUUUUUCUGAAUGCAUUUUUAUUUUUGGUGUUUUUUUUUUUUUUUUUUUUUGCAUUUGAAUGCUUUUUUUAAAGUCUCAAUUUGUUGUAAACAGGAAUAUUCACAAUACCAUCUGUAUAUGUCCUAACAGUCUUUUGUUUAUAAGCACAAUCAUGGUGUUUUUCCAUCCUGUAUAUAGUGUGGUAUUGAACUAUCACACAGAUAUCAAAAUGGAUCUUAAUGUAACCUCAAACAGUUGUGAUCUGAAAAUAAAAUGCUGUAUUUG